Molecule: messenger RNA, 325 nt
Organism: Zea mays
Lineage: Eukaryota; Viridiplantae; Streptophyta; Magnoliopsida; Poales; Poaceae
Product: auxin-induced protein 15A-like
Exons: 2
Coding region: 1-324 (107 amino acids)
Biological process (GO): response to auxin
Source: RefSeq, a predicted model, not a curated record
AUGGCUCCACCAGAUCCAGAAGACAGAAGUAGAGAAGAGAAGCGAACCAAAGCAAGCAAGCUUCAAGAACAAGGGGAGGGGGAGGAGGAGGAGGCCAUGCGGCUGCCGUCCGACGUGCCGCGCGACCACUUCGCGGUGUACGUGGGCGAGUGGUGGCGCCGGUUCGUGGUGCCCAUCGCGUUACUGGACCGCCCCGAGUUCCGGUCCCUGCUGCGGUGCGCCGAGGAGGAGUUCGGGUUCGCGGGCGCCGGCGGCGCCCUCGUCCUCCCCUACGAGGAGGUCGCCUUCCACUCCCUCACCUUCGCGCUCGCCUGUGCCCGGUGAA